GCAAUGGAUUACCGCGACAUCUUGAACAUUGCCAAGCAAAACUCGGAGAGUGCCAAGACAGCGAAGGAGGGACGCGGCUAUCCGGCCAACUUAACACCACCGACAAAGGUCACCACAGAGAAGAAAAGCUUGUCGGAUAAUAUCAAACGUUUUCUCGCCAAACGGGAGGAAGAGGAGCGCCAGAAAGCGAUGGAAAAACAUCGCAAAGCGCAGGAACUGAUGGCCAAGCGCGGUGGCAAGGAUAAGAGAAAGAUCGAAAAGAUGCUGAAGGUAAUAAAGUCGGCGAACAAGUCGGUGCUGGACGAUGCAAACGAUGCGCAGGAAAGUGCGCUUGGGACGGAAAGUCUCGAAGACGAUUACGGCUACACGUCGGCGGUCGCAUCCCAGUUUUACGCCAAGAUGAUGGACAAGUACAAAAACACACCGACCGAAUCGUUGUUUUCCGAGGCAAAGAAGCGCAGCAUGUCGAGCGAGGAGCUAGCCCGCGUCAAAGCCCGCGUACGGAACGGAAUUGUGAAGGAGCAGGAAGAGCAGCAUGCACCACGCUCACGGAAAACACGUACCUCCAAGCUGGAUGACGAACGGAGUGCCGUGCCGGAGCUGAAACAGCUACCGCCAGCCUCACCAUCAUCGGUCCCGUCGAAACGGGACGAUGCUAGCAAACAAGCGAGAGGAGUCGCAAGCGAGGAACGGAAGCCGGCAGUGCGCAAACCGAACUUACCACCACCACCCAAUUUCUCCACCCUAUUAAAGAUAGCCGAAACGAAACAAUUCGAACCCAUCAAAAUUGAGAUGCCGUCGGCGAAAAAGCGCGAACCGGAACGGCCUUUAACGAGCAAGGAAAAGAAAGAGUACGAGGAGCGGAAAGCAUUCCUGGAGAUGAAGCGGCUGCGGGAUAAGGUGAAGGAGGACGAAAGUUUGUCCGAGCAGGAGAAGCAACGGAAGCUGGCACGGCUGGAUGCGCUGCGUGCGGCCGGUAAGCUGCCGGGGAUUCCACCCCUACCAGCAACUUCCGGUUCCGGUGGGAAAAGUUCAUCCUUCGGUAACAAUUCUCGAGCACAGUUUAAAAUCCCCAAGCGAAACGUGGAUGGACAGCCGCCGGAGGCGACCAGCAAACCCACACCUCCUCCGGUUGCUGCCGAUAAACAGAUUUCGGUAGCGCCCAAGCCAACACCUUCAGCAGCAAUGCCGGAGCUGAAAGCGAAACCUUCCACCGGACCGACGAAAUCCACCGGAAGUAGUACACAAAAGCCUAUCCCGACACCAUCGGUAGCGAAAUCAACGCCUACUACAAUCGUACGUCCCAACAGUAAAUCAUCCUCCUCUGGUGGCACCACCAACACAUCGGUCCAAAAAUUAACACCUCCACUAAAUGGGAAAUCCACACAUACGCUUCCAAAACCGAUGUCUUCCGCGGGACCCGGUUCGGCGACGGUGAAUGGGAAAUCAUCCGCCAAACCGGUUGCUCCCGCACCGUCAAAAACGACCAACGGCAAACAGCAACAGCCGGCAGCUAGCAGUUUGCGGGCUGCGACCACCGUACCCUCCAAGCGUCCCGUACCGGCAGCACAAACGCGCCAAUUCCCACCGCCCGAUGUGCAGCGGUCGGUAAAGCGACGGGACGGUGCCGGACGGCCCGUACCGAAUAAGAAGCGGCGCGUCAUCGACAGCGACAGCGAGUACGACAGUGAGAUGGACGAUUUCAUCGACGACGAUGACUGCGAGGAGGAUUAUUCGUCCGCCAUUAAGGACAUCUUCGGUUACGACAAAUCACGCUACAGGGAUGAGUAUUACGACGAUGAUGACGAUAAUAUGGAGUCAUCGUACGCGCAGCAGAUGCGCGAAGAGUACAUCAGCAAAAAGAUAGGACUGUUGGAAGAUCUGGAGGAUAUGCGGAUGGAGGAGGAGGAAAAGCGGCGCAAAUCGGGUGGCAAAAAGGCGGCGGCACCGAAGAGGAAGUGA
Molecule: messenger RNA, 1962 nt
Organism: Anopheles maculipalpis
Lineage: Eukaryota; Metazoa; Arthropoda; Insecta; Diptera; Culicidae
Product: protein SPT2 homolog
Exons: 2
Coding region: 4-1962 (652 amino acids)
Biological process (GO): regulation of DNA-templated transcription; nucleosome assembly
Cellular component (GO): nucleolus
Molecular function (GO): DNA binding; histone binding
Source: RefSeq, a predicted model, not a curated record